This is a messenger RNA of Ilex paraguariensis (yerba mate), 649 nucleotides long. NCBI's taxonomy places the organism in Eukaryota, Viridiplantae, Streptophyta, Magnoliopsida, Aquifoliales, Aquifoliaceae. The record is from the annotation of a GenBank genome assembly.
UUAUUUUCAUACUAUACCAUGCUCUAACUCAAUUUAAAUUACGGUGAUUACUUGAUGAGGUUGAGAAAAUAGUUACUUCAACACCGUGUAAUAAAAAAAAUCAAUGGGAGCCAAGUUAAUAAUACUACUUAUAGAAGAAUACCCACUAUACGGCACAUAGGAUAGUGAUAAAAGAAUCGGUAAGGCUAGCUGUAACAGCUCAACUUGCUAUGAGAAGAUUGCCCUUUUCAUAAGUUGUCAGGUCUUUGGAUGUUUCACAAAUUAAAUUGGUGGAACUUCAGCAGGGGUACAUCUUAUUAGGUGAAAAUUAUUGUCGCUAGACAUGGCAGUCCAGGAGUCUUUCGAACUGGAAAAUGGUUCUGUUGAAGACGAUAACCUGCAGUAUGAGAAUGAAAUAAGAACUGGAACUGUGUGGACCGGUAUUGCUCAUAUCAUCACCGCCGUGAUUGGAGCUGGUGUCCUCUCUCUUGGGUGGAGCACUGCACAACUGGGUUGGAUUGCCGGACCAGUUGUUUUGCCGUGUUUUGCAGUUGUCACAUACAUAUCGGCCUCUCUCGUAUCGGACUGUUACAGGUCACCUGACCCUGUAACUGGAACGCGAAACCCGUCUUACAUGGGUGCUGUUAGAGUUAUUCUUGGUAGUAACUAG